AUGACUCAAGACCCCCGUGUUCUGCUCCAAAAAGCUGACAAAGCGCUCUCCGGCGCCUCUGGUGGCUUCAGUUGGUUUGGAGGACGCACAGAGAAGUACGAGAAUGCCGCAGAUCUGUAUACCCAGGCUGCAAAUGCAUUUCGAGUACAGAAAAUGAACAAGGAGGCAGGUCAGACUUUCGAGAAAGCUGCCUCCAUCCAGACCCAGAACCUUAACGAACCUGACGACGCCGCCAAUACCCUCCAGGAAGCCUUCAAGGUCUACCGCAAGUCAGACCCUGAGGAUGCUGCCCGUGUUCUUUCGAGUGCUAUCCAGCACUACGUACUACGAGGAAACCUGCGCCGUGCGGCCACGCAGCAGCAAUACCUGGCCGAGGUGUACGAGGUGGAGCUCGGAGAUAUGAAGAAGGCGCUUGACUCAUAUGAGAAGGCCGCCGAGUGGUUUGAGGGUGAUAAUGCCGAAGCUCUUGCAAACAAGCACUUCCUCAAGGUGGCAGACUUGUCCGCUUUGGACAACGACUACUACAAGGCCAUCACUAACUACGAGCGCAUCGCCCGGUCCUCAGUUAAUAACAACCUGAUGAAGUGGUCAGUUAAGGAUUAUCUCCUAAAGGCUGGUAUUUGCCAUCUUGCCACAAAGGACCUAGUUGAGACAAACCGUGCCCUUGAAUCAUACCGAGAGCUCGAUCCCACUUUUGCUUCUACAAGAGAGCACCAGCUACUCGUGGACCUGACCCAGGCUGUCGAGGGUGGUGACCAGGAGGGCUUCGCUGACAAGCUGUUCCAGUUUGACCAGCUUAGCAAGCUAGACAAGUGGAAGACGGCUCUCCUUUUGCGCAUCAAGAAUAACAUUGAGGAGGCUGAGGAGGACUUUUCGUAG
This is a messenger RNA of Penicillium arizonense, 879 nucleotides long. It is a transcript of the gene sec17, whose product is annotated as alpha-soluble NSF attachment protein SEC17. Lineage: Eukaryota; Fungi; Ascomycota; Eurotiomycetes; Eurotiales; Aspergillaceae. The transcript has 5 exons. Gene Ontology annotation, cellular component: vacuolar membrane; SNARE complex. Gene Ontology annotation, biological process: SNARE complex disassembly; intracellular protein transport. Gene Ontology annotation, molecular function: soluble NSF attachment protein activity; syntaxin binding. The record is from RefSeq and is a predicted model, not a curated record. Bases 1 to 879 code for a protein of 292 amino acids.